AUGGCGGCGGGGCCUGGUGUCGCUAUGCAGAGCGGCAGUCCAGCGAGGGAACUUUCUGUCUCCGUACAGCCAGGAGGAAAUCAGACUCAUGGAGAACGGGUCAAAACCGAAGAGGUGACAGAGGCAGAGAAGCAGACUCGCAUGGCCGCCCUGCUUGAGAGGCUUCAUGCGAAACACAAUGCUUCCCGGCCAUGGCAAGAGACCUGCAAGGUUGUUCGUCAGGCCAUGGAGAAACGUGGUGCGAUGAAUGCAGCAGGUCACCAGCUCCUGCUCACCUGCUUGGAGACGCUGCAGAGAGCGCUGAAAGUGUCAUCUCUGCCCUCCAUGACAGAUCGGCUAGAAUCCAUUGCUCGGCAAAACAUGUUGGGCUCUCACCUGAGCCCAUCAGGGACGGAGUGCUACAUCACAUCAGACAUGUUCUAUGUGGAGGUGCAGCUGGACUCCGGUGGCCAGCUAGUGGACGUCAAGGUGGCCCAUCAGGGAGAGAACCCUACGAGUUGUCCUGAGCUCAUUCAGCAUCUAAGAGAAAAGAACUUUGAGGAAUUUUCCAAACAUCUUAAGGGCCUUGUUGAUUUAUACAAGCUUCCCGGGGACAAUAAGCUGAAAACCAAGAUGUAUAUCGCGCUGCAGUCUUUGGAGCUUGAUCUCACCAAGAUGAUGCACAUGUUUCGGUUAGCAACCAAUGCUAAUACAGUGGAAACUAUUCUUCAUGGAAGUGUGGGCUUGCUGACAGCCAGGAGUGGUGGCCAUCUGGUUUCUCUUCAGUGCUACGUGUCCCCUUAUGACAUAUUUGAAGAGGGAACGGGCACACAGCUCAACUUAACAGACAACAAUGUGCCGCGCUCUCUGGGUGUCAGUGUUUCUGUGACCAUCGAGGGAACGUCUGCUGUUUACAAGCUUCCCAUCGCUCCGCUCAUCACUGGAUCCCACCCAGUUGACAACAAGGGGACGCCUUCCUUUUCCACUGUGACCAACUCCAACUGCGUGGACUUGCCAGCUUGUUUUUUCCUGAAGAUGAACCGGCCCAUGCCUUUCUCCCUCUCCUUCAUUCAGAGGAUGGGCAAUGCCACUUCGAUCCCAGUGUUUGAGACCUCACCCAGCCUCUCACCUCUCUACCAGUUAGUUGUCCAGAGCCAGCUUCAGCUCCUGGAAGAGGGCAGCUCCAUGCCGCCGCCCUCACACAACAUGCACUUUUAUUCUGUGUUGCCAGAUCAGCAGCACUGUUAUUUUCUGAACGGUGAUGCCCCCGUGCAAGAUGGCCGCUCUCUUCAAGGAGCUCUGGUGUCCAAAAUCCCCUUCCGUCACCCAGCACAAGUGCCACUACUGUUGGAUAUCAUUCGGCACCAGGCUGCCUAUAAUACCUUGAUUGGCAGCUGUGUCAAACGAACCUCCGUCAAAGAAGACAGUGCAGGCUUGCUGCAGUUUGAAGUCUGUCCUCUUACUGACUCAAGUUUUAGCGUCUCUUUCCAGCAUCCAGUCAACGAGUCAUUAGUCUGUGUGGUGAUGGAGGUGAUUGACUCCAGACAGGUAUCCUGCAAGCUAUACAAAGGACUGUCGGAUGCUUUGAUCUGCACGGAUGAAUUCAUCACCAAGGUAGUCCAAAGAUGCAUGUCCAUCCCAGUCACCAUGAGGGCCAUUCGAAGGAAAGCAGAGACCAUCCAGGCAGACACUCCAGCCCUCUCGUUAAUUGCACAGACAGUGGAGAUCAUGGUGAAGAACAACCUGCCACCCUCUGGUAGUCCUACCUAUAACAUGGCAGCUGGUGAUGGAACUAACCUUAUGGGACUCCCUGGCCUCACAGGGGGCAACACACCUACUGGAGGAGGACCCCCAGGGGGACCUAAUUAUACAGGUCCAAUUGUCUCUCUGUUUGGGAUGUCCCGAACAGAAAGGCAAGCCCAAGGUGGAGAGUGCCUAACCCCAGGAGGAGUGGCUGGCCAGCAACAGCUGCAGCAACAACACCAGCAACAACAGCAAGGUCAAGGCCACUCGGAUGACUACAGCAAAGUCACGCAGAAUCCCAUACUGACAAGUCUACUACAGAUAACUGGAAGUGUGGGUUCUAGUCCGAGCUCCCAGAAUGCACCGCCACCCCACCAGACUCCACCCCCAACAUCCUCUCCUGCCAGCAAUACCAAGAACCAUCCCAUGUUGAUGAACUUGUUGAAAGACAACCCGACACAAGAUUUUGCGACACUGUAUGGCUCCAGUCCUUUAGAGAGACAGAAUUCUUCAUCUGGUUCUCCACGGACAGAAGGCAUAGCUGGAGCUUGCCCCGGAAACGUAAAGGGAAAGAAGAAGCGCCCGAGGGGAACAGAAAAGGGUGGCGUGUUGCCUGGAAAUGCUGCAGCUGGUGGAGGUGGUGGGUUAGGCAUGAAAUCCCAACAGACGUCCUCCAUGCCACAGCACCACCAGCACCAUCCAGUCACUCAUGAGGAUGAUUUCCAUCGUGAGCUCCUUUCUAUGGAUGUGGACGCAUCUCAAAAUUCUAUCUUUGAUGUUAACCUGACAGGUGAUGGCCUAGACACACCUCAUAGCAUCACUCCAGCACCGAGCCAGUGUGGAACACCACCUUCUGGCCCCAGCAUGCCUUAUUCACAAUCUCAUGUCCAGUCUCAGCAACAGCAGCCACCUGGUACUGUACCACCUCGUAUGGGUCGUCUCUCUAGCUCUGACAGCAUUGGACCUGAUAUCACAGAAAUCUUGUCAGAUUUACCUGAGCAGACCGGCAAAGGCAGCAGUAGCAGCCAUGGGCAGCACCCCAUGGGCAGUGGUGGAGACGAUGGAGGUCCCCUAGGUACCCCCAUCCGUGACUCCUCCAGCUCAGGCCAGGGCAGUGCAGUAUUUGACUCAGCAGACAUUUUCAAUACCAACAGCAAUGAGAAUCCUUUCACAGAUGCUGCUGACCUGAUUGCUGAGGCAGCUGCAACUGCCGCCACUCCCACAAGUGACUCCUCUUCCACCAACUUCUUUCCUGAUGCUGCUGACUUCAACCCUGACCUCCUGUCCUCAGGCCAUGGUUUCUCCCAAAGCUACUUUGAUGACAGUUCUCCAAGUGCUGAUGGAGACAUAGACCUGGUGAAGGGUUUUGGAGGAAGUAGCCAGCAGAAUACCCCAUCAGGAACACCUCAGAAUCCUACUCCACAUGGACAGAGCACCCCAGAGCCCUCGCUGAAGGACCCUUUUGAUAUGGGGAUUUUUGGAGGUGGUAGUGGUAAACCGCUUCUGGGGCAGGCUCCUGAUUUGGGAGACACACAUGGUGGAGGGUCCCAAAGCCCACUCAUGAUGAGCCUCGCAGCAGCUUGUGGGGAUUUUAAAAGUGCAGAACCCAAAGUUAAACCACAGGGCCCCAUGAGGCCAAAGGACGAGAAUGGGGGCAGCGGAAGCAGCUCUGGAAUUGGAAUGGGAAGCAGCUCAACAGAGAGCAAACAGGUCAAACGUAGCAGAACCCCAUCCAGUGAGGGAAAGUCCAAGGAUAAGCCCCCAAAACGCAAGAAGCUGGAUCCUGAUGGGAAGUCUCCGUCUCACAGCUCAGGGGGCCGACCUUAUACACCUCCUAGUGGUGGCUCAGGCUCUGGGGGAAGCAUAAGUGGAGGAGGCUCCAAGUCUCCUGGUAGUUCAGGACGCUCGCAAACCCCCCCUGGAGGGGCCACACCUCCAAUUCCCAAAAUCACUAUUCAGAUCCCAAAGGGGACCAUAACUGGAGGGAAAACCUCAUCUCACAGUGGAUACACCUCCAGCAGCUCAGCUACAAGCAGCACAGGAGGAGCAGGAGGAACCAGCAGCAGCAAAAGUCAUCAUUCGCACUCAUCUUCCUCAGGAAAGAUUAAGUCCAAGGAAGGCUCUAUGACACAAGGCAACAGCUCCAAGCCUGGGAGUGCAGGAGGUGGAGGUGGGCCUUCCCAGUCUAAAGGGUCCUCCCAGGGAAUGGGUGUUGGCAAACCCGGAUCCUCCCCAAUCACCAAACAUGGGCUCUCUGGUCCUGGAGGAACUGGAGGUGGAAUUGGAAGUGGUAAUAAAAUUAAGCCGCAGGGAGGCAAGCCUCCUGGGUCGCUUAUGAAUCCCAACAUUAAGCCCAACAUCUCCCCUUCCCAUUCUCGCUCCAGUAGUUCUGGUGACAAGUUGUCCUCCCCAAUGAAAAUGCAGCAGUCCCAGGUUCCAGGAACUCCUCCCUCUUCCAAGGCUAAAUCUCCAAUGGGCUCGGGCGGUGGCAGCUCUGGUGGGUCCAAGUCUUCUUCUAGUGGAGGUAUGAGCUCUCAGAAGCCAAUUGGUGGAGGCUCUUCCUCUGGCUCCACAUCUUCCUCAUCGUCCUCCAGCUCCUCCUCAUCCUCUGGUUCCAUGGGCUUCUCAGGAGGCUCCCAGUCUCAGUAUGGCGGUGGUGGAGGUGGAAGUGGAGGGGGAGGAGGAACAGGUGGAGGGAGUGGAAGUGGCGGAGGAGGUGGCGGAAGUGGGGGUGGAGGUGGAAGUAGCGGAGGAGCUGGUCAGAACAACUCAAAUAACCCCAAUGCCAAAGGGAAGUCUCCCAGUCGAAACAAGAAGCCCUCUCUAACAGCAGUCAUAGACAAGCUGAAGAGUGUAGGGGGAGGAGGAGUCGGGGAGGAUGGUUGUGAGGUUGGGCCACCAGCAGGGGGAGCUGGUUCGUCUUCUGCUCCUGGUGGUGGUCCUGGAAGUGUUCCCGGUGGACCUUCAAACAUGGGCUCUUCCAAGCAUGCCUCAUCCUCCCAAAGUGGGGAGUACAAGCGAGAAAAGUCUGAUAAAGAGGCUAAAGCAAAGGUGUCAGUGUCGGGGGGAAACAGUGGAGACAAAAAGCUGAUGGACCAAAAAUCUGGUGGGGUGGGUGGAACCACUCUGGCCAAAAUUAUCAUCAGCAAACCAGAUGGUGGCUCACCAAGCAUCAAGGCUAAAGUCACCCUCCAGAAAGCAGGAGAAGGAUCUGGUGACUCCAUGCGCCCCCAGAUUUCUAGCCUCAAAGCCUCCCCCCUCUUCAGCGGCUCCACUCCCAAGCACGACCGCUCCUCCCCCAGCCACAGCCGCUCGCCAGGGUACACCCCGCUCAACCACGACAGCGAGAGCGAGUCGGGCAGCAGCUCGGUGGCCGAGAAGUCCCACCAGAACAGCCCGAGCUCAGACGACGACCAGACCAUGCGCCCCCUUCCUCCCCAGGACUACAUGAGCUCGAUCCCACUCAGCUCGGGGGAGAAACACAAGAAACACAAGAAGGAGAAGAAGAAGCAGAAAGAGAGAGAAAGGGAGAGGGACAGAGAUCGAGACCGAGACAGGGAUAAAGAGAAGAAGAAGUCCUCCAUGUCCAUGGGGCCGUCCUCGCAUCCAAUGAAAGCAGACAGUUGGUCACGGUCGCCCAUCUCAGCUUCAGACUCCUCGCUGUCCAUGCUCGGUUCAGAUCGUCCAUCCCGACCCAGUCCUAUGUAUAUGAGGAAUGAGGAUGAUGACCUCAUGGACUCAGCCCUCACUGGCAACCUUUGAUUUGAUUAAAGCGUCUUUUACUGUUCAUGCCUUCUAACACACAAAGUAUUUAUUUAACUCGAGCCGCAAAUUGGAAAUGGUUGAAGACUAUUGUGGCGCUCUGAGUGAUCAUUAUCCUGUUGAAGCUGCAUUUUAACGGCAUAUUUUACUAUGUGAGUAUCAGUGUCUAAUGUUAGAGGAUGUCCAGAGCCACCUCCAGUAUCGGCUUCCUGCAGCUUCACUUAGGAAGUGGCUUUAAACAGUAUAUUUUCUGAGACGUUUUUGUGUUUCCUGUGAUGUCAGAAGGUUUUUACUAUCGGUAAAUCUUUCUUACUUCAUGUUCUUUUCACAUUUAAAGCGUCUGCGGUGUGCACGUGUCGUUUAAAAUCCUACCAGGUUGCCACUAAGCUGUAUGUUGUCGAUAAAAGAUGACAUCUGUCGAAAGUAUCGUAAAGAGAAGAAAGGUGCAGUUGCCUUGUUUUUCAGAUACAACUGGAAAUUUUUAGAUUUUGAUACCUUUUAAAUUGUUCAUGUGUACAUUAGUGUAGGUAAAGAAGACUACCGGAUGAUGAUGAUGAUGAUGAUGAUGGAGGAAAAAAGACAUGCUGGUAAUUUUUUAAACUGUAGAACUUUUGGAAGCUCGAAAUAAACAUUUCACUUCUGGAGAACA
Messenger RNA from Stegastes partitus (bicolor damselfish), 6133 nucleotides. It is a transcript of the gene med1, whose product is annotated as mediator complex subunit 1. NCBI's taxonomy places the organism in Eukaryota, Metazoa, Chordata, Actinopteri, Pomacentridae. The record is from RefSeq and is a predicted model, not a curated record. Gene Ontology annotation, cellular component: mediator complex. The transcript has 16 exons. Bases 1 to 5484 code for a protein of 1827 amino acids. Gene Ontology annotation, biological process: regulation of transcription by RNA polymerase II; cellular response to thyroid hormone stimulus. Gene Ontology annotation, molecular function: transcription coregulator activity; nuclear vitamin D receptor binding; nuclear thyroid hormone receptor binding.